GUGACGUCUCUGCGUCUAGGCUGCCAUAAUGGGGUUGCAGCUGUUCAGGGAGCAACAAUAACAAGAUCGGCGAGCUUCAGUACAUAAACACAGCAGUAGAAACCCCCUAACGAGCAAGAUUUCUGUGGCUUUGCCAUUCCAUUGAACACCCGAACCACAGCCUUCUUGUUGCAGAGGUUCCCGGCGAGAUAACUCUGGCCUCCGCUUCCUCCUCUUCCGACUCGGAAACCGGCGGAGCUUCGCCGCCCCCGCGGAAGAAACACCGUUUAUCGGUGGCGGAGGGAGCAGGAGAGACCGGGGAUCCAAGUGGAACAGCGGGCCUCUCUGCGGUUCUUGUGGAACUCUCGGAACUCUCUACUUUUUCGCCCAAUCCCUCCGUGUCCACCAUCUGCUUUAACCCAUACACUAUAACUAACAUCAGCAUAAGUAACAUGCAGGCAAACGGGGCAGGACAGGGACAAGACUCGGAGCUGUCCUGCCUAAAUAACACCCAAAACGGCGACUCGACGUCCACUGGGGGAGCGCACUCAAACGGCCUUAUAGCCACAACAAACAAUGGAAAUGCAGUUAGUACUAACAACGGCAUCGUGUCUACGGGAAAUUCAGACGCUUCUAAUGCCACAACAUCUAACUCAGAGCCAGGCUCUUCGAUGAAAAAGAAGAAGCGUCUUUCGCAGUCAGAGGAAGAUGUCAUCCGACUCAUAGGGCAACAUCUACACGAUUUAGGGCUGAAUCAGACGGUGGACCUGCUAAUGCAAGAAUCGGGUUGCAGGCUGGAGCACCCAGCUGCCACUAAGUUCCGCAGUCAUGUAAUGGAAGGAGAAUGGGACAAGGCUGAAAGUGACCUCAAUGAACUCAAAGCACUGAUGCACUCUCCUGGAGCUAUCGUGCGCAUGAAGUUCCUACUGCUGCAGCAAAAGUAUCUGGAGUACCUUGAGGACGGGAAGGUUCUGGAGGCUCUACAGGUGCUGAGAGCUGAACUCACCCCACUGAAGUACAACACGGAGAGGAUUCACGUCCUCAGCGGGUAUCUGAUGUGCAGUCAUGCAGAGGACCUGCGGGCCAAGUCUGAGUGGGAGGGCAAGGGGACUGCCUCUCGCUCGAAACUACUGGACAAGCUACAGACGUACCUGCCGCCCUCCGUGAUGUUGCCCCCGCGGCGGCUGCAGACCCUCCUCCGCCAGGCGGUGGAGCUGCAGAGGGAGCGCUGCCUCUACCACAACACCAAGCUGGACGGCAGCCUGGGCUCCGUGUCCCUGCUCCUGGACCACGUCUGCAGCAGUUCAUCCCUCUAUACCCAUAGGAAACAGUUCCCCUGCUACACCCAGCAGAUACUCACAGAGCACUGUAACGAGGUCUGGUUCUGCAAGUUUUCCAACGACGGCACCAAACUGGCCACCGGAUCCAAAGACACCACCGUCAUUGUGUGGCAGGUUGACGCUGAGACACAGCAGCUCAAGCAGCUCAAGACCCUGGAGGGCCACGCCUACGGAGUGUCCUACCUUGCCUGGAGCCCUGAUGACACCUACCUGAUCGCCUGCGGACCCGACGACUGCUCCGAGCUCUGGCUCUGGAAUGUACAGACAGGGGAGCUGAGGACCAAGAUGACCCAGUCCCACGAGGACAGCCUGACCAGCGUGGCCUGGAACCCCGACGGCAAACGCUUCGUCACCGGUGGCCAGAGGGGACAGUUCUACCAAUGUGACCUGGAUGGGAAUCUGCUGGACUCGUGGGAAGGCGUGCGUGUCCAGUGUCUGUGGUGCCCGGGUGAUGGACGUACCGUCCUGGCAUCUGACACGCACCAGCGUAUCCGUGGUUACAACUUCGAGGACCUCACAGACAGGAACAUAGUGCAGGAAGACCAUCCCAUAAUGUCCUUCACUGUGUCAAAGAACGGGCGCUUGGCUCUGUUGAACGUAGCAACUCAGGGUGUGCAUCUGUGGGACCUGCAGGACCGUGUGUUGGUGAGGAAGUACCAGGGAGUCACCCAGGGCUUCUACACCAUACACUCCUGCUUUGGAGGACACAACGAGGACUUCAUCGCCAGCGGCAGUGAAGACCACAAAGUGUACAUCUGGCACAAGCGCAGUGAGCUGCCCAUUGCGGAGCUGACCGGACACACACGCACAGUCAACUGUGUGAGCUGGAACCCUGUGCUGCCUGGCCUCAUGGCCAGCGCCUCCGACGACGGCACCGUCCGAAUCUGGGGCCCAGCCCCCUUUCCAGACACGCAAGACUCUGAGGGGCUCAACGAAUGUUGUAGCAUGGACAGCUGAUGGUGACUCCAAAUCAGAAGACCUGUUGUGUCAAGAGUUACAAAACAACGUAACAGUCACUAUAGACAAUAGAAGCAUUGAAUCAAGAUUAAUGCGGCGAA
Clupea harengus (Atlantic herring) is the source of this 2377-nucleotide messenger RNA. It is a transcript of the gene wdr26a, whose product is annotated as WD repeat domain 26a. NCBI's taxonomy places the organism in Eukaryota, Metazoa, Chordata, Actinopteri, Clupeiformes, Clupeidae. Gene Ontology annotation, biological process: proteasome-mediated ubiquitin-dependent protein catabolic process. Gene Ontology annotation, molecular function: protein binding. Gene Ontology annotation, cellular component: GID complex. The record is from RefSeq and is a predicted model, not a curated record.